Molecule: messenger RNA, 2924 nt
Organism: Carcharodon carcharias (great white shark)
Lineage: Eukaryota; Metazoa; Chordata; Chondrichthyes; Lamniformes; Lamnidae
Gene: syt17
Product: synaptotagmin XVII
Exons: 8
Coding region: 113-1537 (474 amino acids)
Biological process (GO): regulation of calcium ion-dependent exocytosis; regulation of dopamine secretion; calcium-ion regulated exocytosis
Cellular component (GO): membrane
Molecular function (GO): calcium ion binding; calcium-dependent phospholipid binding; phosphatidylserine binding
Source: RefSeq, a predicted model, not a curated record
UCUGAAAGUAAAAUGCGAGCCUAUCACUCAGAACAGUCACGUCUCUUUGAGAGCGAAGAGGGGAGACGCCAUGCGCAGGACGAGCUAUGAAGUAGUAAGACACUGAGCGAAGAUGGCGUAUAUACAGUUGGAACCAAUAAAUCAGGGGUUUCUGUCUAGAAUCUCAGAUUUCCUUCUGUGCAGAUGGACCUGCCGGAACUGUUGUCAGAAGUGUUAUGACUGUGGUUGCUGUCAGUCCAGUGAAGACGAGGUGGAAAUUUUAGGACCGUUUCCAGCGCAGACUCCGGCGUGGUUAUUAAACGAUCGUAACACUGUCCAAGAAGCAGAUGUCGAGAAUGCUAACAACAAUCCUCCACCAACUCCCCAAGGCAUCUCUCCUGACAGAAAGAGUUCCUCAGAUACAUCACGGUCCAGCUACAGCUUUACGAGGCGAAUUUCAAAUCUAGAGACCAUCAGGCGACCAAGCUCCCCACUAGUUGAUAUCAAACCUAUUGAGUUUUGGGCAAUAGGAUCUAAGAAAGAAAUAGUUCAACCAAAGGUAUUCCGAAAAGCCUAUGUGCCUGAGGAUUAUUUCCGCAAAUUUGAGCCUAGGCUUUACUCUGUUGAUUCAAGCAGUGAUGAUGUAGACUCUUUGACUGAUGAAGAGAUUCUGUCCAAAUAUCAACUUGGCAUGCUCCAUUUCAGCACCCAGUAUGAUCUCCUGCAUAACUACUUGAUAGUCCGAGUGAUCGAAGCCAGAGAUCUCCCUCCCCCAAUCUCGUACGAUGGCUCCAGACAAGAUAUGGCUCAUUCAAAUCCAUAUGUUAAGAUAUGUCUCUUACCAGAUCAGAAGAACUCAAGGCAAACGGGUGUUAAACGAAAAACCCAGAACCCAGUUUUUGAGGAGCGAUAUACAUUUGAAAUUCCAUUUUUAGAAGCUCAAAGAAGGACUCUCCUUUUAACAGUUGUUGACUUUGAUAAGUUUUCACGUCAUUGUGUCAUUGGAAAAGUUGCAAUGUCCUUAAAUGAAGUUGACCUUGUAAAAGGUGGACAUUGGUGGAAAGCACUCAUUCCAAGUUCUCAGAAUGAAGUCGAACUAGGAGAACUACUGAUCUCUCUUAAUUAUUUGCCAAGUGCAGGAAGACUUAAUGUGGAUAUUAUUAGGGCAAAGCAACUCCUUCAGACAGAUAUGAGCCAAGGAUCAGAUCCAUUUGUUAAAGUUCAACUGGUGCAUGGAUUAAAACUGGUAAAAACAAAAAAAACAUCUUGCAUGAAGGGCACCAUAGAUCCAUUCUACAAUGAAUCCUUUAGUUUUAAAGUUCCCUCAGAAGAAUUGGAAGAUAUCAGCUUAGUUUUUACAGUCUAUGGUCACAACAUGAAAAGCAGCAAUGAUUUCGUUGGCCGGAUUGUCAUUGGUCAGUACUCCACUGGUGCUCCAGAGUCCAGUCACUGGCGCCGCCUGCUGAAUGUGCACCGGACCUCUUCAGAGCAGUGGCAUAGCCUCCGCUCGCGUGCUGAGUGUGACCGUGUCUCCUCGGCCUCACUGGAAGUGACGUGAUGGAGUCCCUUCACCUACGGCCACCAAGCUGAAUCUUGUCUGUGUUGUCACCAACUGGAUGAAGAAAAUGCAGCAAAUGCUCGUUUAUCUCAACAAAGAAAAACACUUCCUGGACUUUGUCUCUGACUUGUGAUGUUAAAAACAAAACUCUGCGGCAUUAAACAAAUAUAUUAGUAAAUUAAUUUUGGAGCACCAACAAAAUGAUUCAUUCAGAAACAUAUAGUUAACGCGUUGUCACAUGUCACUAAGAGAAGAAAUAACUGAUUGAAGGUGAAUUUGGCUGUCCCUAUCAUACACUUAAAAAGAUCAGUGUGAGCUUCCUUGGUGUAAGUGGUGAAAUAGCUUAAAUUUGAAUUUUAUUGAUGGGGUUUGUGUUUGUGGAAGCCAUCAAUAUUUGAAGGAUUAGUUAUUAUAUGGAUAUGACUAUUAUCUGUAGUGCUGUAUGUCAUUCCACCAUGCUUAUCAAUAAUCAAAUUCUGCAAUCGAUAGAUUAUCGAUACAUUAGAUAGGUAUUUGAGCACAGUAUUGCUGUAAUGAUGAUCAGAGAUCCAUAGAACUGUUCCAUAAAUUGUGUAGAGCAGCUGUGAACAUUUGUAUCCCUAGUGUCAGGAUAUUUUGGUAGAAUGAUAUAUUGAUGCGACAUAUUAUACAGAUAGUCUCGUGUGAUUGGUAUACAGUAUUUGAGUCCUUAGCUAGAAUGAUGUAUGGCCGUAAUUCUAGUUACUCAGUCAGAAAGUUACCAGUAACAAGCUAUUGCCAUCUGUGUUUUAAUAGAUGCUUAUUCACAAUUUUAGAGCAUAUUGUUUUGGUUCAGAGUAUAUAUUCAAAUAAAGCAAAUGUAGAGGUGCCAUGCAUUUAUUUUGUCAAUGCAUUGCUGUUGGUUAAGAAAUUACUUGUGUCCAUUAUGAGCCAAAUGGAAAUAAUACACUGAUCGGAACGUCACAGAUACAUGUAUAGUGUUCAGGAAUGACAAAGUGCUUUCCUAUAUGAGUAUCACAGCUGUAAUAUACAUGGUCAGUGUAAGUUAUAAUGUACUUGCAUAUGAUGGGCUGUGAAUGAGUAUUAAUUAGAAGUAAACUUUACAUUGCCAAUAUAUUCUUUUGAAAUUAGUGAAGAAGUACUUUAACACAUAUCUAUUAAUAUAAAGAGUAAAUGAUUAACUAAUCAGAUAAAUAAGAUUUUAAUUUAAAGUGUAACAGUAGAGAAUAAUUUAAAAAUGUACAGAUCCAAAUGUGAUCAUCUUUAGUGAUUACGUUCUGGAAUGUAAUAUUGUGGCCCUUCUUUAAAAGUGUGCCUAUUUGUACAUGCAUAUGUGUUUAACAAAACAGCUGUAAUAUUCCAUCUAAUUAUAAAUUAAACCUGAUCCUGUACUAAAUGAAUAGAGAAA